UGGCAUUGUUGACCAACACUACUUGUUCCAACUGACGUUGCCAGCACUUAUCCAAUGACAGAUUCUUUUACGUCAAACUUUCAUUUCCUAUAGGAUAUUGAAUUUGCACUAGCGAAAUGGCAAAGACAAAGGGUGAGAAACGCAACAAGUCGGCGAUCAACGAAGUCGUCACCCGCGAGUGCACAAUUCACUUGGCCAAGCGUGUGCACAACAUUGGCUUCAAGAAGCGUGCGCCCCGCGCCAUCAAGGAGAUCCGCAAGUUUGCCGAGCGUGAGAUGGGCACCAACGAUGUUCGCAUCGACACCCGCCUCAACAAGCACAUCUGGUCCAAGGGUAUCAGAUCGACGCCAUUCCGCGUUCGUGUGCGUCUUGCCCGUCGCCGCAACGACGAUGAGGACUCACCCAACAAACUGUACACCCUGGUGACAUACGUGCCGGUGUCCACUUUCAAGAAUUUGCAGACGGAGAACGUGGAGUCAACUAGCGACGAUUAAGCAGGAAAACAGAUUACACCCAUAACGCCGCUAACGAAAAACGUUAAUAAAAAGUAAUUUUUAUUUAGAAAUAA
This is a messenger RNA of Drosophila nasuta, 568 nucleotides long. It is a transcript of the gene RpL31, whose product is annotated as ribosomal protein L31. Gene Ontology annotation, molecular function: structural constituent of ribosome. The record is from RefSeq and is a predicted model, not a curated record. NCBI's taxonomy places the organism in Eukaryota, Metazoa, Arthropoda, Insecta, Diptera, Drosophilidae. Gene Ontology annotation, biological process: cytoplasmic translation. The transcript has 3 exons. Gene Ontology annotation, cellular component: cytosolic large ribosomal subunit; ribosome. Bases 117 to 494 code for a protein of 125 amino acids.